Messenger RNA from Limulus polyphemus (Atlantic horseshoe crab), 586 nucleotides. RefSeq names its product 26S proteasome regulatory subunit 7. Gene Ontology annotation, molecular function: ATP binding; ATP hydrolysis activity; proteasome-activating activity. The record is from RefSeq and is a predicted model, not a curated record. Gene Ontology annotation, biological process: proteasome-mediated ubiquitin-dependent protein catabolic process. The annotation marks the transcript as partial. Lineage: Eukaryota; Metazoa; Arthropoda; Merostomata; Xiphosura; Limulidae. Gene Ontology annotation, cellular component: proteasome regulatory particle, base subcomplex. The transcript has 3 exons.
ACAUUUUCAGGAGCUCGAUUUGAUGAUGGGGCAGGAGGUGAUAAUGAAGUCCAAAGAACCAUGUUAGAAUUAAUUAACCAGCUGGACGGAUUUGAUCCACGAGGUAACAUCAAAGUGUUGAUGGCUACUAACAGACCUGAUAUUUUAGAUCCUGCACUGAUGAGGCCUGGCCGACUUGAUCGUAAAGUAGAAUUCUCUCUGCCAGACCUUCAGGGUCGAACCCACAUCUUCAAGAUUCAUGCAAGGUCUAUGAGUGUAGAGAGAGACAUAAGAUUUGAACUUUUGGCUAGAUUGUGCCCUAAUAGUACAGGUGCAGAAAUUCGAAGUGUCUGUACUGAAGCUGGAAUGUUUGCCAUCAGAGCCAGAAGAAAAGUUGCAACAGAAAAAGACUUUCUGGAAGCGAUCAAUAAAGUGAUCAAAUCCUAUGCUAAGUUCAGUGCUACUCCUCGCUACAUGACAUACAAUUAAAGUUCCAGCUAAAGUUCUUUACAACUGCUUUUCUAACAUUUUGUUUUGUAGUAAUUUGCUGAACUCUGUAAUCUUUGUCUUUUAUUUAAUUAUUGAAUUAAACACUCCAGAAAACAUG